AUGUGGCCUUUCCUGAGCCGCGCGCUCUUCCCCCCGCCCACCGAGGCCUGGCUCCAGAUGGUCUCCUCGGACCCCGAGGCUCAGGGCUGGGGGGCCUGGGGCAGGACUGAGAAGACCCCAGCGGGGCCAGGUGGGGGGCAGCGGGAGGGGAAGGAAGGGGACGUGGAGGACGACGCUGGCUUCCUGCUGUCUCUGUUGGAGCCGGAGCACCUGGCCGAGUGCCCGGUGCCUGACCAGGAGCUGGAGGCCAUCAAGCUGAAGCUGUGGGCCAUGGAGCGGGCGGAGGACACCCCAGAGCUGCCCAGAGCACGGGGCGAGGCCGGGCAGGAGGAGGGCGUCAGGGCCGUGCUGGCCUGCCAGCCACCGGGCACCAAGACCUCAGGCUGCCCCUUCCCCGGAGCCCCCAAAGAGAAGGUGGAGGCUGACCACAGAUCCAUCUAUGUAGGCAACGUAGACUACGGGGGCACGGCCGAGGAGCUGGAGGCCUACUUCAACCACUGUGGGGAGAUCCACCGUGUGACCAUCCUGUGUGACAAGUUCUCCGGACACCCCAAAGGCUAUGCCUACAUAGAGUUUGCCACCAAGAGCUCGGCCCAGGCUGCCGUGGAGCUGGACGAAAGCAUCUUCCGAGGCCGGGUCAUCAAGGUGCUGCCCAAAAGGACCAACUUCCCUGGGAUCAGCUCCACAGACCGCGGGGGCCUGCGGCUGCACCCCGGCUCCAGGGCUGCGCCCUUCCCCCGCGGCAGCCUCCAGGGCAGGCCCCCCCGCUUCAGACCCCGCGGGCAGAGCCGGGGCCGGGGGAGAGCGGCAUCGUGGUUCGUGCCGUACUGA
Messenger RNA from Lepus europaeus (European hare), 831 nucleotides. It is a transcript of the gene PABPN1L, whose product is annotated as PABPN1 like, cytoplasmic. The coding region runs from base 1 to 831 and encodes 276 amino acids. The record is from RefSeq and is a predicted model, not a curated record. Gene Ontology annotation, molecular function: RNA binding. The transcript has 7 exons. Lineage: Eukaryota; Metazoa; Chordata; Mammalia; Lagomorpha; Leporidae.